AUGGCCUCCCCACCCCAGACUGUUCUGAUCUCUGGCUGUUCAUCAGGAAUUGGUCUGGAGCUUGCUGUGCACCUGGCUCACGACCCCAGACAGCGCUACCAAGUGGUGGCCACCAUGAGGGACCUGGGAAAGAAGGAAACACUGGAGGUGGCUGCUGGAGAGGCUCUGGGGAAGACCCUUACCGUGGCCCAGCUGGAUGUGUGCAGUGAUGACUCAGUGUCCCAGUGUCUUAGCCACAUCCAGGGAGAAGUGGACGUGCUGGUGAAUAACGCUGGAGUGGGCCUGGUGGGGCCCCUGGAGGGGCUCAGCAUAGCUGCCAUGCAGAGUGUCUUCGACACCAACUUUUUCGGGGCUGUCCGUCUGGUCAAAGCUGUGCUUCCGGGCAUGAAGAGGAGGCAUCGAGGCCACAUCGUGGUGGUCAGCAGUGUCAUGGGGCUGCAAGGAGUCAUGUUCAACGACGUCUAUGCAGCCUCCAAGUUUGCACUGGAAGGAUUCUUCGAGAGCCUGGCUAUCCAGUUGCUGCAAUUCAAUAUCUGCGUCUCCCUGGUGGAGCCGGGCCCUGUGACCACCGACUUUGAGGGGAAGCUCUUGGCUCAGGUUUCCACGGCUGAAUUUCCAGGCACUGAUCCUGACAGCCUGGGCUACUUCAGGGACUUGUACCUCCCAGCCUCCAGGGAGCUCUUCCGCUCUGUGGGUCAGAGCCCACAGGAGGUGGCCCAGGCCAUUGUCAAGGUCAUCAGCUCUACCCGACCACCCCUGCGCAGACAAACCAACGCCCGCUACAUCCCAUUGACCGCGCUCAAAGCCGUGGACCCCUCGGGCAGCCUGUACGUGAGAACCGCCCACAGACUCCUCUUCCACUGGCCUCGCCUCCUCAGCCUUGGCCUUCGAUGCCUGGCCUGUGGCUGCCUCCCAAAACGGGUGCGGCCGGGAUGAGCAGAGCUGAGCCUGAUCCUCCUCACCUGGGAACAACCAGGGCUCCUCAGUCCACACCCAACUCAGUGGGCCACCACAGACUCAUUCAUUCAUUCAUUC
Castor canadensis (American beaver) is the source of this 1035-nucleotide messenger RNA. It is a transcript of the gene Rdh8, whose product is annotated as retinol dehydrogenase 8. Gene Ontology annotation, cellular component: cytosol; cytoplasm. NCBI's taxonomy places the organism in Eukaryota, Metazoa, Chordata, Mammalia, Rodentia, Castoridae. Gene Ontology annotation, molecular function: all-trans-retinol dehydrogenase (NAD+) activity; estradiol 17-beta-dehydrogenase [NAD(P)+] activity. The record is from RefSeq and is a predicted model, not a curated record. Gene Ontology annotation, biological process: retinol metabolic process; estrogen biosynthetic process.